GUGGAAUUUUUCUAGUAAACUCAAUAUUUCUUCGUUGGGAACACUGGGUAGUUGGUAUUGUCGCAUAACAAUAUGGCGACGGUGAAUAUGGUCAAAUUGAGGAAGAGGUCUAUGAAUGAAAUUUACUACUACAUUCCACUGCUUUAUAUUUCCAAAAUGAGUCGAAAAAGAAAAAUUUUGGAUGAUGAAUUGGAGCCUACUAUGAAAUUGACGAGUGAUGGAGAUUUAUUAUUGAAAAGUCUUCUUGAAAAACAACUUUCCAGACAAAGUGAUUUACAGGCAGAACUAAAGAAAUGUAAGACAUUUAUUUCUUCAACAGAAUAUAAAUCUAUUGAUAAAUAUGUAUCUGGAAUUAAUUCCUUGAAUAAGCUCAAGGAAACUUCUCAAUAUGUACAGACAUCAGAAGACUUUAGGAUUGCUGGUUUGAGUGAAGAAGAUGCUCAGUUUUUUUUUAAUGGAAAAAAAGGUAUUCAAUUUCUAAAACUCAAACAUAAAAACUUGGAUUAUAAAUCGAUAGAAAAAAGACUGUUUGUUAUAAAAGAAGUUCUACAUAAUUAUAAGAUUAUGAAAAAUAUUCAAAAUUCAUCUGUUAGUAGUGUGGGUAGACUUCAGACAGAAUGUAUGCUUUCUAUGAAGCCAAAUAGCAUUCAAACGAAUUUGCUGAAAUUUGCCCUGAGUAAUGACAAGAAACUUAAUGAUAUUCAAGAUGAAAUUAAGCCAAUAAAAGAAAUAGAAAAAAAUGUUAUGAACACUCUGAAUGUUGAAUUACAUGAAAAUAUAAACAUAUCAAAAUUGCAAAAAAAAGUACAAAAGAGAUUAAGAGCAAUGGCCAAAAGAGUAGAUUCUCUAGCAUUAUCAUCGAAAAGAUCAAUUCUUGAAUCUCCUUUGGUUUCACGAAUUGAGCACAUAGACAAUAAUCUAACAAUGUUUGAUGGAAUAGAUUAUCUUCCAUUAUCAUCAGAAAAUUCUUCUGUUUCUACUGAGUUACCUCAAAUCAAAAAUUCGAAAUGGGAUUUAAAGUAUGAAGAUAUUCAAUUGAGUAUCAAUAGAAAUGAAAAUAUCGGUUGCAGUAAGGUAAAUAACCUUCCAAAUUCUAGUGAGUUCAACUCAGAACCAAACACUUCCAAAACACAGGAUAAUGGAAAUCGUUAUACAAUAAAAAAUGGGAGGAUUUCAAAACUUGAAGAGUUAAUUGACUAUAGAAAAAAUAAAAAAUUAAGUGUAGAAGAAAUAAAGGAUAUCCCUAAAUUUUCUCAAUAUACAUCUGGCUCUCCAUCUAAAAUUUUAUAUGUGAAAAAUGCUAACUCUCUAACUGUUAAUAAUUUAGAACAACUUUUCAAUUCAUUUCAUUUCCAAACAAAAGCUAUAAAUGUAAUGAAAGGAAGGAUGAAAGGACAAGCUUUUAUAGAAAUGGAAAAUUGUCAAUUAGCAGCGGAAGCUCUGAAAUGUAUAAAUGGUGUAAUAGUGAAAAAUAAACCUAUUAUUAUUCAGUUCAGCUCAAAACAUGAACUUCCAAAAAAAUUGGGAAAUUGAAGUGGAGAAUUUUAAUAGGAAAAUAAAUAUCAAUUUUCUUAUGUUAAAGAAAGAAUAUCAUUCAAAAGAUUUAUUUAUCUAAGGCAAUUUACAUAUUUGCUUAAAAUAGUAAUUAUUUAUAAAAAUCAAUACAUAAUAUUCAUUAUAUUAGGAGAUUUACACUAUACCUAACUGAAAAAAAAUACCUAUUUAUACCUUCUAUGUGAUGAACGACUGAAUUGAUACAUUUCAAUAUUCAAAUUUCUACACAUACAUGAAACAUAAAAAAAAAGGUGGAUUAAUCUAUCUACCUCCGUUAUAGUGCUCAUUUAGUAAUUCACUUUAAUUAUCACAGGUCUCUGGUACUUCAUUUUCAGCUCAUUUGGAGGUUGUAGGUGGAGAUAUGACAAAAAAUAUUAUAAAUUGUGAUCAAUUAGUAUUUCAUUUCAAUUUAAUAUGAUAUUAUUAAUGUUAUUGUUAAAAUCAUUAAUAUUUUCCAUACAAGAAACAUUUAGGGAAGUUCUGGAAUCAUAGAGAUGAUCAUGAUAAAUUUGAUAUUUCAGUGAAGGCCGAGGAACAAAAUUUAACUUUAAUCUAGUUGGUUUUGAAGGAUUUUAGACAUAUUAGUACAUUGAAGUACAAUAUGGGGGGAAUACCAGUCUUAUUAUGGAUUACCUGACCUUACCUGAAACCUAAAAAAAGGACUCGAAGUAAGCGACAAUAGAAACUAUUCUAUCCCUGACUGCUACCAUACAAACACAAUUCAUUGUUGGUCAUAAAAUCUAAUACAUAUUAGAAAACUCGAACGCUGUCGCUUAUUUCAAGUCCUUUUUUUAGGUUUAAGGUAAGGUCAGGUAAUCCAAUAUAAACUUAAUUUAGAACAUAAUAAGACUGGUAUUCUCCUCAUAUUGUAUUUCAAUGUACUAAUAUGUCUGAAAUCCUUCUUUCUUGUGAUUAUAAUAAAUCCUCACAAGAUGUGUUUGAAUUUUACUUAUUCAUAUUUUUGAACAAACUCACCAUUCAAAUUCUAAUCAAUUAUUGAUGUAUUUUUGAAUGGAUAAUUCAACUGUAUGAAUGCUGUUCAAAGAAAUAUUUUCAUAUUUGUUGAAUAUUCACAAACAAUAAACAAAUUGUUGAAGAUCAA
Messenger RNA from Harmonia axyridis, 2656 nucleotides. RefSeq names its product RNA-binding protein 41-like. Gene Ontology annotation, cellular component: U12-type spliceosomal complex. Gene Ontology annotation, molecular function: pre-mRNA intronic binding; U12 snRNA binding. The record is from RefSeq and is a predicted model, not a curated record. The transcript has a single exon. Gene Ontology annotation, biological process: mRNA splicing, via spliceosome. Lineage: Eukaryota; Metazoa; Arthropoda; Insecta; Coleoptera; Coccinellidae. The coding region runs from base 73 to 1533 and encodes 486 amino acids.